Messenger RNA from Phycomyces blakesleeanus NRRL 1555(-), 705 nucleotides. RefSeq lists its product as hypothetical. The record is from RefSeq and is a predicted model, not a curated record. Gene Ontology annotation, cellular component: nuclear exosome (RNase complex); cytoplasmic exosome (RNase complex). Bases 1 to 705 code for a protein of 234 amino acids. Gene Ontology annotation, biological process: CUT catabolic process; TRAMP-dependent tRNA surveillance pathway; exonucleolytic trimming to generate mature 3'-end of 5.8S rRNA from tricistronic rRNA transcript (SSU-rRNA, 5.8S rRNA, LSU-rRNA). Gene Ontology annotation, molecular function: RNA binding. The transcript has 3 exons. NCBI's taxonomy places the organism in Eukaryota, Fungi, Mucoromycota, Mucoromycetes, Mucorales, Phycomycetaceae.
AUGAUAGUCGAUCAACCCGACCAAGUUGUCCUUCCAGGUGACAUUAUUCCCAUUAACACUGAUUCUGCAUCUUCCGAAGAGUCUAUUAUUCUUGGUCCUGGUCUGAGACAGGAGGGAGAGAAUAUCGUGGCUGUCAAGGCUGGUAUCUUACGUCAUUUGGAAGUCGGUAACCGAUGGUGGAUCGAGAGUAAUCAAAAGCGGUACAUUGCUGCCGCAGGUGAUUCCGUUCUGGGCACAGUAACAGCUCGUCUGGCUGAAUUUUACAGAGUCGACAUUGGAACUGCUCAUUCAGCUGUGUUGCCUGUAUUGGCUUUUGAAGGCGCAACAAAGCGCAACAGACCUAAUCUUGUCAACCGCUCGCUGGUCUACUGUCGUGUCUCUAUGGCCAACCCAGAUAUGGAAGCAGAACUUGAGUGUGUAAACCCUACUACUGGAAAGGCUGAUGGUUUCGGUGAAAUGAAGGGCGGUCAUGUAUUCACAUGUUCUUUAGGAUUAUGUCGAAGACUAUUGAACCCAGAGACACCUGUCUUGAAAUUGUUGGGUGAUGAGAUGCCUUUUGAACUUGCGGUUGGUAUGAAUGGUCGGGUUUGGGUGAAUGCAAACACGGUAAAGGACACUAUUACAGUAUGUAAUGCAAUUCAGAAUUCCGAGUACCUAAGUGCAGAGGAAUGCCAGUCAAUGGUAGAGAAUUUACUACAAGGAUAA